This is a messenger RNA of Alternaria ventricosa, 648 nucleotides long. RefSeq lists its product as uncharacterized. The transcript is spliced from 2 exons. The record is from RefSeq and is a predicted model, not a curated record. Bases 1 to 648 code for a protein of 215 amino acids. Lineage: Eukaryota; Fungi; Ascomycota; Dothideomycetes; Pleosporales; Pleosporaceae.
AUGAAGGCUUCUUCACCUGCAAAACUACCACAUACUCUGAACUCCUCAACGGCAGACGCACCUCGACUCGAGCAAACACCCAUAAGAGAUGUGAACACACCGCCUGUUGCCGCGCCUAGUGUUACUUCUACUCCCACCAUCAAGAAAACAAGGAAAGCGGUCAAGCAGGCUCCAAAAUGUCGCAAGAAAGAGGAAAACCCCGCUUCCGUCACCGCAGAACCGUCGCACAAGUUGAAAACUCUUCGCACUCCUCUUCCUCUACUACUACCCAAUGAUGCGAACGUACCCAAGACCGAUUUAGCCACACCCCUCAAGCGGGUCAAUCGCUCUGUAGCCCCGGGUCUUGACCCAGAUGCUGGACCACGUAAACUUAUUCGAGACGUACCGCUACAUCCACUGGACCUACCUGUUCCGGACGCAAACGAAGCGAAAAGCAAGAAGCGCAAACGGGAAACACCCAAAUUGGACAAAGCUUUAGAUCCAGCCUCUACAAGUCACCGCGUCCGGCGCAAAUGUUACGGAAAAACGGAGGUUGUGACGUUGGGUGGGUGGGUAGCGUUCAGGAGGGUAGAGGUGGAGGCGGAGGGCAAGGAUGGUGGAGCAAACGGUUCUCGCGGUGACGCAGACUCCAUUCGUCUCGCGGUAUAG